AUGUCUGCCUUCGGGGGCGCGCCGUCGUGUAAGUGUGUCGUAGCGCCAGAGGCAAUGCGUCAGAUAGCUGCGCCGAAAACAGCACAUACCGGGGCGCUUUAUUUGUGCAGUCGGAGACACAGCCAGCCCAUGGACCAGCCCAAGGACUUCACCCCGGCGCCACGCUUCAAGGGCUUCCGAGAAUGCUGCAUAUGGAGGAUGGGGCGCCGUCGCAAAAAGCCCCGACGCGCGUCGCCCUGGUAUUGUGGCGAAAGUUGCCGCGGGGCGCUUCAGGCUGGCCCCCCGGCCCCGGCGCCUUCGGUCUUAAAAGGCGGGCGGGCCUUACGCAGGCGGCGCAGCGGAAGAGGCGCGCGACUUUUUGGGGGGCGCGCGAGCACGCAGC
This is a messenger RNA of Amoebophrya sp. A120, 382 nucleotides long. The record is from the annotation of a GenBank genome assembly. Lineage: Eukaryota; Dinophyceae; Syndiniales; Amoebophryaceae.